UGAGAGGAAGAUUACGGAGGUGAGGAGGAGGAGGAAGAACCCCCCAACCCUAGCCAGCCUCACCCUACAACACUCAACUUCUCCGAUAUCAAUUACAACUCGGUGACAUGUGAUUGUAAACAGCGAGAACCACGAAAUUAAUCAAAUACAUCGGUUUAUGUUUAUUUCGUGUACCUCAAGUGCAUCCGACAUACUUAAUUUAUAGUGAUGUUAGAAAAUACGUGAAAUAAGUAGUACUUUGUUUCAAUAUUUUCUCAAUACUACAAUUGGUUCACUUCCGUUUUUAUUGGUGAUAUGAAAAUAAAAAGUGAACUGAUAUUAUUGAUUUUAUCCUAUGUAUCAAAAAGUGAAGUGAAAUAAUAACCUGGCAACACAAACAACUACCAAUAGUGAUAUAUUACCACCCCAGUGUUGAAGAGGAAGAAAAAUGGAUGUUUGGUGGUUGUGGUGGGGGGUGGCGCUAUCCCCGGCCUUCCUCAUCGAUCAGUGCCAGGCAGUGUUCGAAGAUGCGGAGAUAGAACUAGGCGAUUUCGUCGACUUCGGUAAGCUGAAUUUGAUGCAGUUUAGUCUGGUAGCUGUGUCGACGGUGGUGUUCGUGUUGAUGUGGGCUGUGGGCCUCAUUCCCAUGAACAUCAACCUCGGACGACGAACACGACGACACCCACACACCCUUCCAUCUACGAUGGACGCGUCAACAUUCAUGCUGGACUGUCCAAUGCAAUUUGUAUGUGAUGUUGACGCCUGGGCGAACAGAGACCACCAACACCUCACAGAGAGACUCAUCGCUUCUUGGUUCAGGAAUCCCAACCACACAUGGACGAAGCCCGAUGCCCAAGUGUUCGCCGGCGUAGGAACCUGCAAGGAGAUGUACCCAUGCCCCUUCAACGUGCAGGACGUGGUAGGAUUUCAUAUUCCCGGUACCAACCAACUUGCCAAUACCCAGGAGGACGCUUUGUGAACCAUCUAACCAACAUAAAGGAAAAAGGAAGUCCAGGUUCUUCUGCUGAGUGUGUG
Messenger RNA from Homarus americanus (American lobster), 1014 nucleotides. RefSeq lists its product as uncharacterized. The coding region runs from base 428 to 958 and encodes 176 amino acids. NCBI's taxonomy places the organism in Eukaryota, Metazoa, Arthropoda, Malacostraca, Decapoda, Nephropidae. The transcript is spliced from 4 exons. The record is from RefSeq and is a predicted model, not a curated record.